AUGAUCCUGGCAUAUUUCAGAGAACAAUAUAAAUUGAGGUCCAUUUUGCUUCUCAUUUCUCCAUUCCUCAACUUCGUUUGCAUUCAAAUAUCAUUUUCUCGCUUGUUACAUUGCUGCAUUAUGUCUUCCUCCAACAACACUGUUUCCUCUUCCACCAACAAGGCUGCUGGUAAAAAACGCGCUCGUGAGGAGCUGGGUGAGAGCGCACGUCGCGAGACCUCGCCUUCCCCAGAUGGUCCACCUGAUGAUCCAGUGUUCACCUAUGUCCCAUGGGAGCGCCCCACCAGAAAAGGAGACAGAAUCAAGAAGCUUUUUCUGGAGAGCGAAUUUUGCAAUUUCAUGGAACGGACAGAAAGUGCACUCUAUCAGGAUGGGGACGAGGUACGACCUCGCAAAUACCUCUUCUUAGAGGGAGGACGACAGCUCGAUUUGUCCAGAAAACCCAUGAAGCGUAGCAAUUUUGAGAUAUUCUGGGCACAUGAACCAUCAUUGUUCAAGCAGCUGAAGCGUCGUAACCUGAUGCUUGUCAAGGAACAAGACUGGCAACGACUUGAAGCGUCAGCAGCAGCCUCGCAGAGUGCACCGCAGGUUGCUGUCACUUCAGUGGCAACCGAGACUUAA
Lobosporangium transversale is the source of this 621-nucleotide messenger RNA. RefSeq lists its product as hypothetical. The record is from RefSeq and is a predicted model, not a curated record. Bases 1 to 621 code for a protein of 206 amino acids. The transcript has a single exon. NCBI's taxonomy places the organism in Eukaryota, Fungi, Mortierellomycota, Mortierellomycetes, Mortierellales, Mortierellaceae.